This is a messenger RNA of Ooceraea biroi (clonal raider ant), 2039 nucleotides long. RefSeq names its product eukaryotic translation initiation factor 5 (gene eIF5). NCBI's taxonomy places the organism in Eukaryota, Metazoa, Arthropoda, Insecta, Hymenoptera, Formicidae. The record is from RefSeq and is a predicted model, not a curated record. Gene Ontology annotation, molecular function: translation initiation factor activity; eukaryotic initiation factor eIF2 binding; GDP-dissociation inhibitor activity. Gene Ontology annotation, biological process: translational initiation; formation of cytoplasmic translation initiation complex. Gene Ontology annotation, cellular component: cytosol.
CAAAAGCAAGAGGAGACGGAAACAUCAGUCACGAUGGGGAGCGUGAAUGUUAACCGCAAUGUCAGUGAUGCCUUCUACCGUUACAAGAUGCCGCGGAUUCAAGCAAAAGUGGAGGGCAAGGGAAAUGGCAUCAAAACGGUAAUUGUUAACAUGGUGGACGUAGCAAAGGCGAUCGGCCGUCCAGCCACAUAUCCAACCAAAUACUUCGGCUGCGAACUGGGUGCACAGACGCAAUUCGACUUCAAGAACGAACGCUUUAUCGUUAACGGCUCGCACGAUGCCACAAAACUUCAGGAUUUAUUGGACGGUUUUAUCCGGAAAUAUGUUCUCUGCCCUGCUUGCGACAAUCCGGAAACCGAGCUGAUGGUCAGCUCGAAGAGGGGCACCAUUUCCCAAGGUUGCAAGGCUUGUGGCCAUCAUGGUCUCUUGGAGAGCAAUCACAAAUUGAACACGUACAUUCUAAAAAAUCCGCCAAGCUUGAACCCAGCAGUACAGGGUAGUUCAUUAACGGAAGGUAAACGUGGCAAACGCUCAAAACGUGCCAACGGGGAAGCUGCAUCUGCGACUGCGGCCACUGCUGUCACUACCAACGGCAAUGAUCGAUCUGGUUCUCCGGAAAAUGAGCUCAACAACACCGCAGACAACGUGGUGGAACCACCACCUGAAAGAACGGCCAAUAAUGAUGACGAUGAUGACAAAUGGGCGGUGGAUGUAUCCGAGGAGGCGGUUAGAGCUCGUCUGCAGGACCUGACAGACGGUGCGAAGGGUAUGACCAUCAGUGAUGACCUCGAUAAAAGCGAGAAGGAACGCAUGGAUAUGUUCUACAAGCUAGUCAAGUGCCGCCGUGAUGCCGGUCAACUCGAUAACAAUCACAAGGAGAUUAUCGCCGAAGCAGAACGACUGGAGAUCAAGACCAAAGCACCAUUGAUUCUCGCCGAAUUGCUGUUUGAUCAGAGCAUUGCUGCGCAAGCGAAAAAAUACCGUGUUUUGUUGCUACGCUUCACUCAUGAUGACAUCAAGGCACAGAAAUAUCUUAUCAGGGGUAUCGAGCAAGUAAUCGCACUGCAUAAGGAUGCAUUGAUGCCCAAGGUCCCUGGAAUUCUCAAGUUGUUUUAUGAUGCUGACAUCCUGGAGGAGAAGGCAUUUGACGAGUGGUCGAGCAAAGUCAGUAAGAAAUACGUCUCAAAGGAUCUGUCUCAGGAAAUUCACGAUCGGGCCGCACCAUUCUUAACAUGGCUAAAAGUUGCGGAGGAAGAGGAGUCAGAAUCCGAUGAAGAAGACGACGAUUUAGAGAUCGAAUAUGAUGAUAGAGCCAAGCAGGAGUCGCUGAAGCAACAACAGAAGCCACCGGCAACUCAGAAACUUGCUGCUACCACUGGCACCGCUGCCGUCGUGAAUGGUGAUUCCGAUGAGGAUGACUUCGAUAUUGAUGCCAUUUAAAGCACACAUGUACACAUACACACAUAUACAUAUACGCGUGAACAGAUGAUAAAAAAAAACUACUGGUCUCGAAAACAUGUAAUACGAGAUGUAUGAUAAUUUUCUCUUCAAGCACACAGAAUAUGGAGAAUCGUGCAAAUGCAAUCUCAAGUUAUACGCAAAUGAGUGUAUGGAAUUUCGUUGUUUUAGUAUGACGAAAGCGGCAUAAUUGCCGUUUUAUGUCUGAAUGUUGCUUAUAUCUGAACAAAAAAAAAUGGGAAAAAGAAAUUUUAACUGUUUUCAAGCGUUCAGCGUGAUUUAAUCCGUCUAUUGUACAGUUCUUAAUGCUGCUUUUAAUUGUUUUAACGAUAUCGUGUAAUUGCGUGUUUAUCACAAAAAAAGAUUGUUGUUUCAUAAUUAAUAAUUGUUACAAAGAUUGUUUUACUCAGAUCGGAGAUGCGCGUAUAUCUUGAAAUGCAUCAGUCUCAAGUGGAAAAGAACGGAAAGAGAGACAUGUAUAGUUUACCAUUAUUGGGAAAUUGGCCUGCUAAAAGCGUUCUUUAUUGUAUCUAUUUACUAUUCUAAUUAUUAUUCAAAUAAAUAUGGUUUAUUGCAACGAU